Molecule: messenger RNA, 993 nt
Organism: Clunio marinus
Lineage: Eukaryota; Metazoa; Arthropoda; Insecta; Diptera; Chironomidae
Source: the annotation of a GenBank genome assembly
UUUUCAUUUCUUUGGCAGAAAAUAUUCAGAAAAGAAAUUUUACUUAAAAAAUGUUAAUUCAACUGUGCCGCAAAGUUCUUACAGAUCAAGUUAAUAAUGUAAGAGCUCUUAGAACCAUCCACACGACAGUUGUCAACAAAACAUUUUGGGAGAAGGAAAAGAAAUCAGGAUAUGCACAAAAAUAUCCACUGACCAGUAAAAAAAUGAUUCUUGAUGGAUUGAAGGAAUUUAAGAGUGAAUUAAAUCUUUGGAAAGAGGAAAUGAAAGAAAAAUUUGAGUCUGAUCCUAUUUUGGUGUUUCGACCAGGUGAAAUUGAUGUUAUUUGGAAGUUUUCCGAGGAACAAGAUCUUGACAAAUGGGUUGUUACAUCAGAUAAAGAUCAUAAUCAAGGAUUGAGUGUUGCUUCGUUUGAAAGAAGUCCUGCAGGUUUUGGACUUUUCAGCGGAAAUCUUUCAUCUGAGUUACCGAUUGAUGGUCGUAUAAAGAAGGCUGGAUAUUGUAACAUUAAAUCGAUGCGACAAAGAAAAUCAUUUAAGAGAGAAACGUCUUUCGACUGGUCAACAUACAAUACUUUAGUAAUGCGAGUACGUGGUGAUGGUCGUCCUUAUUUAAUUAACUUAUCAUGUGAAGCAUAUCACGAUAUGACAUGGAAUGACAUUUAUCAUUACAUUCUUUACACUCGUGGAGGUCCCCAUUGGCAAGUCACCAAAAUACCAUUCUCAAAAUUUUUCUAUGCUUCCAAAGGACGUGUACAAGACAAACAAGUUGCCUUUCCUGUAGAUCGUGUGACAAGUGUAGGAUUUUCAGUGUCUGGAAGAGCUGGUUAUGAUGGUAACUUCAGUUUGGAAGUCGACUACAUUGGCUUGGAAUUUGAUCCACAUGAAACUGAAGAUUUUGCUUAUGAAACUUAUAAAGUUGAUAAAUAUAUUGUACAAACUUAGAUAGUUAAUUGUAGAUUACAUUUUAAUUGAUAAAUAAAUUUAUCGAAAUAAA